This is a messenger RNA of Spirometra erinaceieuropaei, 749 nucleotides long. Lineage: Eukaryota; Metazoa; Platyhelminthes; Cestoda; Diphyllobothriidea; Diphyllobothriidae. The record is from the annotation of a GenBank genome assembly.
AUGGACAUCGCCGCCGGUAUUCCUGCGCGUAAGCCCUCGCUGUUUUAGUUCUCAAAAAAUUUUCAGGUGCACAGAUUAUUCGCUCCGCUGAUGAAGACGCUGCCCAGGACGACAUUAGAAGGAAGACGGGGCAGCUGGAUGUGGUGAUCGAAAGAGCCCUCCAGGACAUUCGGGAAAAGAAGAAUGGCCUUUAUGAACUGUCAUAUUCUCUCUUCCAGGCCUGUAUCCUGACAAAUGAAAAAAUUCCGGAGAUCAAAAGGCGUUACAGGGAUUACGUACUGAGCAUAAGGAACCUUCUGACUAAUCCUGAAGUUGUAGUUCCGCCGAAUCUGAGAGAGGAACUCAAAGAACAGGCCAGGGUUAUUGUGGAGGAGUACAUUCGCAUUCUAGAUGAGAGGGUGAUGAAACAGUUUUGGGCUCCGGCACAAGACAAAGCAAGCAUGCUGAGAUUGAAGGCGGACUUCUUACGUUAUCUUAUGGAACUGUUUCCAGGCGAUGAGGCCUAUACUCGUCGCUGUCAGAUGACCUACAAGGACACUAAACUCUUUUUUGUUGAACACAGGCUCCAAAGGACGGUGGAGUGGGUCUACCUCCAAAUGAACUAUGCAGCCUUCCUCUACAUGACAGGUGCUUUGAGUGCAGCUCUUUACAUCAGUCGGCAACUAACCAAAUCCCCUGGUUUCUCACGUUGCACUAAAGAAGUCCAGAAAAGACUGCAGUCCAAUUUAAAACUCUACCAAAUGCUCUAA